Molecule: messenger RNA, 404 nt
Organism: Effrenium voratum
Lineage: Eukaryota; Dinophyceae; Suessiales; Symbiodiniaceae
Source: the annotation of a GenBank genome assembly
UUUCUCCACCGGCAUUGGUUGCCGAGCUUCAUGACGGUCGUCAAGGAUGCCGGCUCAUCCCGAUGGCAACUGGAUGUGCAGGACCUCCAGAAGUGCCAAGUGCCCUGGUGGGUCUGGCAGCUGGAGGUGGAGCCCGGAGAUCCGGUGCCGGUGGCGAUUGGCCGCAACGAGGUGUCGUUGGGGGCUUCCCGCACGCUGGAAGCCCACCGCGAGGAGCCGCUGUGCCGGUACCUGCCGCUGCGGCCCUAUGAGGUCUCACAGCUCAGUAUGGUGACCUUCCUGGUGGGCUUUGUUGUGGUGCUGCGCACUGGCGUACCGUCGCUGGUGGCUGCACUUGCUUUGAGCUUCAUCCCGAUUUGCCGGAUCUGUCCUGAGCUUCCUUUAUUGCGGAGUUGGCCGAGAGG